AUGGUCGUGUUCGUCCCUCGGACUCUAUCGCUCGUCACGGCAGCAGUCGCAGUCUCAAGUGCUAUUUUGGCAUCGAGGGCUGCACCCUCGAAAGCUGGAGUACCGAACGCCUAUCUGACCCAGCCUGUGAACCCGGCCGCUCUAUUGCACGCGUUCGAGAGCUGCAUGGACAGCUCGGCUGCUGACGAGCACAAGAGCAAGAACAACGAGAGCGUCAAGACCAACGUCAACUUUUUUGUCGAGGAGUCACCGCUGUACGAAGAUUUUGCUACGGGGCCAAAAGCUCGCAUUGCUCGGAAACCUUUGGGGGUGUAUCUGGCCAAGUCGGAAGACGACGUGGUCCGAGCUGUCAAGUGUUCAGUCAGCAACAACCUCGCUCCCGUUCCUCGCAGUGGCGGCCAUUCAUACGAGGUCCUUUCAUCAAUGGACGGCUCCUUGGUCAUUGACAUGGCCGACAUGGUGGACAUCACCCUCGUGUCGGAGGACAAAGACGAGCGAUCUGCUCUUCUGACGGUGCAAACUGGUGCUCGCCUCGGAUGGAUCCACACGGAACUGGAUCGGCUCGGAGGUUACACCCUCAACGCUGGUACGUGUCCGAGUGUUGGUAUCGGUGGCCACAUUUCCGGUGGUGGCUACGGCAUGGUGAGUCGUCACUACGGGCUGGCGGCAGACCAGACGACAGAAAUGCGCGUGGUGCUGUACGACGGCUCAGUGGUCACGGCUUCCCCGACGGAAAACUCAGACCUGUUCUGGGCGCAGCGGGGCGGAGGCGCCGGUUCCUUCGGUAUCGUCACGCUCUUCACGAUCAAGGCGUACGCCCUGCCUCAAGUCUCGGUGUUCAACGUGCACUUCAACGCCUCCGUGCGCGCUCAGAUCCUGCGUUCGUGGAUGGACUUCUUCCCAACUGCUGACUCGAAGCUCACGACGCAACUUGUCGUGGACGGAGAUGUCGCCCGCAUCACGGGCCAGUACCUUGGCCCCAUGAAGGAGCUCGAUGAGAUACUUGACGCCUCGGGACUGUUUGAGCACGGAGGGUUGAUCGUGCAGGAGCGUCUCAACAACUGCUCGCAGCUCGCAAUCAAGGCGUAUGCGUGGAAAUCCACGUGCGACGACUUGAGCUCGCUCAAUGUCUCGCACCACAUGACGAUAGCGGACAGAGACUACAGCAAGGUCAAGGGUGGCUACUCGAACUCAGUGCUGGACGACGAGGGAGUGCAGACGGUUGUCGACUGGGCGGACCGACUGCCCAACACGACGUGGGCGUACAUCCAGUUCGAGGCGUACGGCGGCAUCUUCACCACACAGACGAACGACAUGACGCCGUGGGCGCAUCGUGACGCCGUGUGGUCGGUGCAGAUCGGAGUGGGUGCCAAGAAAGGCGAGUCCGAAGACUCGACCUCGUACCAAUGGAUCCGCGGCAUUGCGGGAGCCCUUGAGAAGUACUUUGACAGCGGCAACUACCAGAACUACUGCGACUUGGAUCUGGGCGAAGACUUUGGCCAGCGAUACUGGGGAGCUGACAACUUUGCCCGUUUGCGCCAAAUCAAGGCGCACUACGACCCACUGGACGUGUUCAAGAGCGCCCAGUCCAUUCCGUUGCCGUAA
Peronospora matthiolae is the source of this 1605-nucleotide messenger RNA. The record is from the annotation of a GenBank genome assembly. Lineage: Eukaryota; Oomycota; Peronosporomycetes; Peronosporales; Peronosporaceae.